Messenger RNA from Eublepharis macularius, 1141 nucleotides. RefSeq names its product ribulose-5-phosphate-3-epimerase (gene RPE). Gene Ontology annotation, biological process: carbohydrate metabolic process; pentose-phosphate shunt, non-oxidative branch; pentose-phosphate shunt. The coding region runs from base 91 to 777 and encodes 228 amino acids. The record is from RefSeq and is a predicted model, not a curated record. The transcript is spliced from 6 exons. Lineage: Eukaryota; Metazoa; Chordata; Lepidosauria; Squamata; Eublepharidae. Gene Ontology annotation, cellular component: cytosol. Gene Ontology annotation, molecular function: D-ribulose-phosphate 3-epimerase activity; metal ion binding.
UCAGGGCGCGCGCGAGCGCCGGUACCUGCCUUUCCACAGCUGCAUUGUGUGCAUGCGCUCCGCGUGCUUCCGACUCGGGCGAGAAGAGUCAUGGCCUCAGGAUGCCGGAUAGGCCCGUCCAUCCUCAACAGCGACUUGGCAGCGCUGGGCCAGGAGUGCAGCCGCAUGAUGGACUGCGGAGCCGACUACCUACACCUGGAUGUAAUGGACGGGCAUUUUGUCCCAAACAUCACUUUUGGCCAUCCUGUGGUAGAGAGCCUUCGGAAACAGCUAGGACAGGAACCCUUUUUUGAUAUGCAUAUGAUGGUUGCCAAUCCAGAACAGUGGGUGAAACCCAUGGCUGUGGCAGGCGCAAACCAGUACACCUUUCACAUAGAAGCAACAGAAAAUCCAGGUGCACUGAUCAAAGAUAUCAGAGAAAAUGGAAUGAAGGUUGGUUUGGCUAUCAAGCCGGGAACUACAGUAGAAUAUUUAGCACCAUGGGCCAAUCAGAUAGACAUGGCUUUAGUUAUGACAGUGGAACCUGGCUUUGGGGGACAGAAGUUCAUGGAAGAUAUGAUGCCAAAGGUUAACUGGCUGAGAACACAGUUCCCUUCCUUGGAUAUUGAAGUGGAUGGUGGAGUUGGGCCGGACACCAUUCAUAAAUGUGCAGAGGCGGGGGCAAAUAUGAUUGUGUCGGGUAGUGCUGUAAUGAAGAGUGAUGAUCCCAGAGCUGUAAUUAACCUUCUCAGGCACGUGUGUUGUGAAGCUGCGCAGAAGCGUUCCCUUGACCGGUGAAACUGGGUUACCACAAAGAUGACCAAAUGCUGCUUUUUUGUGUGUCGGUGGGUGGGUAGCCGUUUCUGAAAUGCGUUGCUACUCAGACAGGACUGCAGUACUAAAGAGUCAUUCCUCCACUGCAGAGAAGCCGAGUUGCAAGACACCAAGCUUGUUCUUGCAGCUAGGAAGAAUUCCAGUUCUCUACUGUAACUUGACUGCCAAAGGCAAACUUGUAAUUCAUACUACAAAACACGGUACGUUCCAGCAUCUCAUGGAAGACUUCAAUAUAUUUUGUUCCAUAUGCAACAAUUAAAUCUGUGCAUUCCUUUCUUUUUAAAAAUACAGCUUCUUAAAUGUGUGAAAAUAAAUGCUUGAAAUAGCA